AGCUGCUGUAUGCUUGGAUCAAUGGCAGAAUCCGGUUACGCAAAAUCUCUAUCGGAGCAUUAUCUUCUUAAGGAGAAUGUUGAAGACAAGUUUUCUAAACCUAGUGAUAAGGAUCCUGUAAAAGAGGCAUCUAUCACUUCUAAUCAAGAAACCAGUGACCAAGAAAACACACCCUCCAUCAAGCUGGAGACAGCACCAGGAGAUUAUCGAUUCCCAACUACAAAUCAAAGCAGGCACUGCUUUACACGAUAUGUUGAGUACCACCGGUGCGUUGCAGCUAAGGGAGAAGGUGCUCCUGAUUGUGAUAAGUUUGCAAAAUACUACCGGUCACUUUGCCCAGGCGAAUGGAUAGACAGAUGGAAUGAGCAAAGGGAGAAUGGGACAUUUCCGGGUCCUCUUUAGAACAAAUGAAAUGGUUGGUAUGCAACUCAAGAGUUAAUAAGAACUUUCAUGUCAUGUAGGUGUAUGUUCUAAUCUUUAAUUGUUUGGUGACAUUAAGAAAACCACCAAUAUCAUCAUAUGUUUGGACAUGA
Messenger RNA from Cynara cardunculus var. scolymus (artichoke), 533 nucleotides. Its product is annotated as cytochrome c oxidase subunit 6b-2-like. The record is from RefSeq and is a predicted model, not a curated record. Gene Ontology annotation, cellular component: mitochondrion; respiratory chain complex IV. The transcript is spliced from 5 exons. Bases 10 to 402 code for a protein of 130 amino acids. Lineage: Eukaryota; Viridiplantae; Streptophyta; Magnoliopsida; Asterales; Asteraceae.